GCCUCUGUGACGACUAAAAUCAAAACAACAUCGCAACAGGGCAGCGUCCCCCCUCCUGGGUGCCCCAACAAAACUGGAUGACCAGCUCGCAUCCGCCGGAUAGACACCUUGGCAACGACGACGUCCUCCACUGCACUGUUGACUCUUGUUGGCAGAGACUCGUAAAGCGUCACGUCUCCGGGCCGUCUCGGCGUAAACUUCCGCUGACUCGCCGUCGUUUGAAAUUCCGAGUGAGUCAGACAGCGUUGUCUGCGAGCGACUCGAUCGACGACUGCCCCCCGCUGCACCUCCGAAGUCACCCCUCUUUCUUCUACACAGACGCCAGCGGACUGACGACCGCAUUAUUACACCCACGAUGCGCUCUCCGGUCUCUCUGGUGCUGCUGCUUGGGCUGUUCUGCCUAUCGGUGACGUCACUACCCACUGGCUACCCUGUGGCUAACCCGUAUUCCUUGGCGUACUCCGACUACCCGCUCCCGUACCACACCGGUUACGCCCAGCCAUACCAGGCCACCUACCAAACUGGCUACCAACCUGGCUACCAACCUGACUACCAGUCCUACCAGUCCGGUUACCAGCCCGGCUAUCCCGGAGGUUACCAGACGGUAGUCUUCGGACUCGGGUCCCCCACGCGCCACGUCCUGUUUCCGACCACGGUGCCGAACGCGCGCCCCGUGCUCAUUCCUCUGGUGCCGGUGGUGCAGCAGCAGCCGCAGCAGCAGCCGCAGCAGCAGCCGCAGCAGCCCCCCAGGCGGUCCCAGCACCCGGACAGACACGACAGACCGGUGAUUGUGAACCCCGCACAGGUCAUCCGGGCAGAGGAACCCGACAACCGUCGCCACAGCACCGGGCGUCACGAACCUGAAGAGGUCAUUGACGUCAUCGUUGACCGGAAGCCCGUCACCGCACAGUAGACAGUGCUGCUCCUGGUGGUCGAUACGGAAAACGAAUACAGGGAUAAAGGCGUCAGAACAUUAAAGAACAUAGCAA
This is a messenger RNA of Dermacentor silvarum, 989 nucleotides long. Its product is annotated as nematocyst expressed protein 4-like. The transcript is spliced from 4 exons. NCBI's taxonomy places the organism in Eukaryota, Metazoa, Arthropoda, Arachnida, Ixodida, Ixodidae. The coding region runs from base 356 to 913 and encodes 185 amino acids. The record is from RefSeq and is a predicted model, not a curated record.